AUGUCUGUGGUGGAAGUUGGUACUUUUAACGUCCGUGCGGGCUACAUCGGCGACGCGACGUGUACCCGGUGUGUGCCGGCACUGCGCGCCCUGGUCGCCCCAGAGGAGGUGGAUCUCAUCUCGCUUCUGUACGCCACCAGCAAGAGCCUCGAUACAGCGUCGCUGCCGUCGUCUUCGGCAUUUGCGAACGAGGAAGCAGGAGGGACUGCCGACUCCUUCCUGAGUCAAGGCAGUGGCGCACCUCCAAACGCGCUUCUCCCACUCUGGAGUCUACGCCAAGUGGAGAGCCAUCCACAGGAGCACAUAGACUCGUUGCGUCGCCUAAAGCGGGACGUGUUGGAGAACGCUGAGCAGGACCCGCUCUGCCUCGUCCUGCCCGAGGCCUGGCACGAGCGGACAGAUGUUAUGGAGGCGCUGUUUCAGCUCAUCCUCGAGACCCCAGGUCUCACGACGGCUCUCUACUGCAUGCGUCCUAGUGUGGGAUGGACGUUUGCGUCUGGCGCCGCCUCGAGUAUCGUGCUGGAUGUGGGGCACAGCCACACAACGGUUACUGCCGUCUUGGACGGCUAUGCACUGCGCCACUCCAUUGACACGAUCCCCGUCGGCGGUGACGCCGUCACGACCCAGUACAGCGAGUUGCUCAGCAAGCACCGACCCGUCGUGGAGGCGGCUGCGCCAGCAUUGUCACAUAGCACAGUGCGAGAGAUUUACUGGCGCGAUUGGGUGGCCGACGUAAAGCACUGCUUGGCACGCGUGCUGCCGUAUCAGGGCGGCACUGGCGGUGGCACGUCUGCUGCAGGGAAGGGGUCUUCGCCAACAGCGGUCAAGGAAGCCCCCGUGCGCGCUGCAACGGACUUGCAGGCGCCAGACGGCGCAAGAGUGCACCUUGACGAGGGCGAAGCUGCUAUCCCGUUCGAGGUGUUCUUCAGCGCAACAGGCGACGAGAAGCGGAACGUGGCGACUCUGAUGGCCAUGUGCAAGCGACGGAUGGACCCGGAGUGGCAGCUACACACAGUGCCGCACUUGCUUGCUGGAGCCGGUAGCCUUGUGCCGGGCUUCCGCGACCGCGUGGUUGAGGAGCUGAAGGCACAGGAUUCCUCCUACUUCCGCUAUGAACGGGAUGGGGUGCUGAACAUGGCGCAGACCGCCGAUGGUGCGUGGGUGGGGGCGUCCAUGGCCGCCUCCAGCUCGUCCUUUGAGCCACUCUGGGUGACACGGGGGGAAUGGGCUGAGGAGGGCGUCUCGGUGCUGUACCGUAAGCUCUUCUACUAG
This is a messenger RNA of Leishmania mexicana MHOM/GT/2001/U1103, 1272 nucleotides long. Its product is annotated as putative actin-like protein. Lineage: Eukaryota; Euglenozoa; Kinetoplastea; Trypanosomatida; Trypanosomatidae. The record is from RefSeq and is a predicted model, not a curated record. The transcript has a single exon. The coding region runs from base 1 to 1272 and encodes 423 amino acids.